AUGGUGAAGGUAAAGGCUUCCAAGUCGAAGCGCAUGUCUUCGAAGCAGCGCCAUAAGAUUGACCGAAAAAAGCGCGAGCACAAGCGCGAUCUGAAGAAAGCGGCGAAGGCGCUUAAGAAGACUGGAAUGGCUCCCAAGAGGAGCAAGAAGUCACGCGACAUGGCAAAGCUGGCGCUGAAGGUGUCAAACCGUCACCCAGACAAGGAGCAGAUCCUCAGCCACGUACUAAAGGCGCGUGAAACUGCGCGCGUGAUGAAGGCAGAGCGUCGCGCCCGCAAGGGCACCGAUGCCGAGACGGACGGUGGCGAAGAGAACCAGCCAAUCAGCGUCGGUGCGUGUGCUAGCAACCGGCGUCAGCUGCUCUACAUUUCCGCAAAGGACUCGAAUCACUUUCGUGUGCAGUUUAACCGCGCGCUCACGGAGCUCAUCUUUCCUGCCGCGGCGACGGGCGAGGAUGCUGCCGAUGCGCCUACACUGGAGCUUCCUGCUGCAGCGUACGUUGUGACGCUCGACGCCCGGUUCGCGGUGCAGUCGAUGCCGUGGACUCUGUUGGACGCCAUCAUUGACCAGGCCGCCGACUACACAGGAGGGCGGAAGGUUCUGCUGCUCUUCACUUUGACGAAGGCAGACGUGGUCUCUGCUCCCGCUAUGGUGUCGCAGCUCGCUCUCGUGGCCUUCGCCCUUCAGCAGCGCUACCCCAAGGGCCUCGGCGACAACAUCGUAGCAACUGUCACACCCUUUUCGGUUCAUAGCGAGCGCACGCAGCGCCAGUUUCUGCGGGUGUUGAAUCAGUUCCGUCAGAACGAGGACUGCAGCUGUAAGAAGAUGGCAUCGAACUUGGCAGGCAAGAUUUGUGCGUUUGUAAUUGGACUGCCCAACACCGGCCGCCGCACGCUGUGCCGUACCCUCUCGAGGGAGGCCAACGAGAGCAGUGUGAGCACCGUGCCGCUGCGCGCCGCCCAGCUGCAGCUCAUCCGAUCUGGCCUCACCGAGGAGGAGGAGAAGGUGCACACGAAGUUUGCCAUGCCCAAUGCAAAGGCAGUGACGCUGGUGCAGCUCCCGGAGGAUGCCGGCAUGAUGAAGGAGCUGCGCACCCCGGUCGGCGGCGACGCGCUUUUCCGCUCUUUGGCGUUCGUGGAGCGCGCCCCGGAGCCGGAGGCGAUAGGGUGUGUGUUGUUUGACGGGGUCGCUGACAAGACAACUAUGGCGCAGGCCUUCUGCGUGCCGGCGGUGGGCGGGGCAGAGGGCGACGAGAGGAACUCGCUCAAAGUGGCGGAAAAGUUCCUGCGCGAGCUGGGCCGCGCUGUGCGUCGGGAUGGUGGCUUCCACGUGUCCCCGCUCUUCGCGUCGGACGCGGGCACCAUGGGCAAGGUGACCAGUAGCAGUCUCACCGGGCACGGCGGCUUCAACUCGGGCCAGCAGCGCAGCCAGUCUACCCUUCUGAAUGUCACCUAUAGCAACGCCACGCCAAGCAAGCUCGUGCACAUCUCAACUGCCAUGAAGAAAGGCAAGGGCAAGGCCAGCAGGUACCAGAAGGUCUCGCGCGCCGACGCGCACAACGCGCUUCGGCUCGGCGCCCGCACGUUCCUGCGCGAGAUGUCGGAGGGGCGCCACGUGCCGUGGGCCGUCAUGCGCGCGCCUGGCAACGUCACACUGACGCCUGCCCAGGUCGGCGCUGCGUCGGAGAUCUUCUCGGUCGCGGCUGCCGAGGGCAAGCGGCUCGCAGGAACGGACGAGCUGAAAGGAACGGACCACCUCAACGCCCUCGUGUGCGUCUUUGAUACAGCGGUGCGUGACAUUGGGGUCAUUUUACCAAACGGCGUGGUCGAGAUGAGUCCUGACUUCCUGACGCCUCCUCAGUACAAGCUGGAGAAGGAUGAGGCGGCCGUGGAGGAGACUGAUGAGGAUGAUGUAGAAGAGGCUGCUGGCGAGCAGGGCGGCGGCGAUGAGGAAAGCUGCGAGGAGACGGCGGAGGGCAGCGAGGAGAUCGAGCUGGAGGACGACGAGGAGUCGUAG
Messenger RNA from Leishmania mexicana MHOM/GT/2001/U1103, 2016 nucleotides. RefSeq lists its product as hypothetical. The transcript has a single exon. The coding region runs from base 1 to 2016 and encodes 671 amino acids. NCBI's taxonomy places the organism in Eukaryota, Euglenozoa, Kinetoplastea, Trypanosomatida, Trypanosomatidae. The record is from RefSeq and is a predicted model, not a curated record.